Dujonia railenensis is the source of this 1662-nucleotide messenger RNA. The record is from the annotation of a GenBank genome assembly. Lineage: Eukaryota; Fungi; Ascomycota; Pichiomycetes; Serinales; Debaryomycetaceae.
AUGUCCGACUCAGGAGCUCAAACACCCGUUGGGUCUUCUUCCUUAAUGGAAAAGGAAUACAAGGAAGACGGAGUAGAUGCUAUCACUCCUACUCCAGAGCCUGAAGCUGUUGCUGCUCACGAAGCCUUAGCACAAAAAGGUUUCAAAGAUCAUUUGUUGAUGGUCUUCUUUUGUUUGUGUGUUGCCUUUGGUGGUUUCGUUUUCGGUUUCGAUACUGGUACUAUUUCCGGUUUCGUGAAUAUGGAUGAUUUCUUGACCAGAUUUGGUGCAGAUGAAAACGGAACUUACACUUUAUCUAACACUAGAACCGGUUGUAUUGUUGCUAUCUUCAACAUCGGUUGUGCUGUUGGUGGUAUUUUCUUCUCCAAGAUUGCUGAUGUAUGGGGUAGAAGAGUUGGUCUUAUGUUUGCCAUGGUCAUCUACGUUGUUGGUAUUAUCAUUCAAAUCGCUUCUCAACACGCCUGGUACCAAAUUGUCAUUGGAAGAGCUAUUGCUGGUUUAGGUGUCGGUACCGUCUCAGUUGUCUCUCCUAUGUUUAUCGGUGAAAGUGCACCUAAGGCUAUUAGAGGUACUAUGGUUGUCUGUUUCCAAUUGUUCAUCACCAUGGGUAUCUUCUUAGGUUACUGUACUACUUACGGUACCAAGAACUACACUGACUCCAGACAAUGGAGAAUUCCUCUUGGUUUAUGUUUCGCCUGGGCUAUUAUCUUGAUCUCCGGUAUGGUUUUCAUGCCUGAAUCUCCAAGAUACUUGGUUGAAAAGAACAAGAUUGAAGAAGCUAAGCUUUCUAUUGCUAGAUCCAACAACAUUUCUCCAGAAGACCCAGCCUGUUACCAUGAAGUUCAAUUAAUUCAAGCCGGUGUUGACAGAGAAAGACUUGCUGGUUCCGCUUCUUGGGGUCAAUUAUUCACUGGUAAGCCAAAGAUGUUGAUGAGAGUCAUUACCGGUGUUAUGUUACAAUCCUUACAACAAUUAACUGGUGACAACUAUUUCUUCUACUAUGGUACUACCAUUUUCAAGGCUGUUGGUUUAACUGAUUCUUUCCAAACCUCCAUUGUCAUUGGUAUUGUUAACUUUGCAUCUACUUUCGUCGGUAUCUGGACAAUUGAAAGAUUCGGUAGAAGACAAUGUUUACUUGUCGGUGCCGGUUCUAUGUUCAUCUGUUUCAUUAUCUACGCUGUUCUUGGUUCGACUAACUUGUACGUUGACGGUUAUGAUGGUGCCACCAGAACUUCUACUGGUGAUGCCAUGAUCUUCAUUACCUGUUUGUACAUUUUCUUCUUUGCCUCAACCUGGGCUGGUGGUGUUUACUGUAUUGUUUCCGAAAUCUACCCAUUAAGAAUCAGAUCAAAGGCCAUGUCUGUUGCCACUGCUGCUAACUGGAUCUGGGGUUUCUUGAUUUCUUUCUUCACUCCAUUCAUCACCUCCGCUAUUCACUUUUACUACGGAUUUGUCUUUGCUGGUUGUUUGAUUUUUGCUUUCUUCUACGUUUACUUCUUUGUUAUGGAAACAAAGGGUCUUUCAUUAGAAGAAGUUGAUGAAUUAUAUGCCUCCGGUGUCACUGCCAUGUCUUCAUCCAAAUGGGUUCCACCAAGCGAAGAAUCCAUGGCUACCACUACUGGAUUCGCCGCUGAACACAAGGCUGAAGUUGAACAAGUUUAG